Messenger RNA from Xylaria bambusicola, 1762 nucleotides. RefSeq names its product putative glutathione S transferase. Lineage: Eukaryota; Fungi; Ascomycota; Sordariomycetes; Xylariales; Xylariaceae. The transcript has 3 exons. Bases 661 to 1488 code for a protein of 275 amino acids. Gene Ontology annotation, cellular component: cytoplasm. The record is from RefSeq and is a predicted model, not a curated record.
CUCCAAUCAUCCUCACUCUCUGAGCUAUCUUGGACAAAUAUAAGUAAUGCCAAUGAAGGUCCUUUUUCGUGUACAGACCGAGCAGUAUCAUGAUGCUCAUCUACAUUUCACACGCCGGCAUGUCACCUAUAUAAUCGGCAUCCAGGCUUGCUAGAUCCAUGAACAUACCUCAAUAUGAGUCUUUCCCGAGCCAUAGAAUGCAAGCGCAGGUGAUUCCCCAUGCCAUGCUAGUAGCCAACGGGCUAGAGUUACGACAUGAGCUGUGAAAAUACGGCCCAUACGCGGUCCGUCAUCGGUCCAUGCAUCAGUCAUCGUUCCGACUUUACCAUCCCGCAUCCGUGAUGGCCUCAGCAUAGCAAUUAUAGCUUAUAUAAAAGCUCAUAGACCUGCGAGCAAGGUUACACGUCGCUGCAUAUUCAUUCACCUUGCUUGGUAAUGGUGUGAUGAGAAAUCAAUCGCAUGUUGCGCCCUUUGCUUUACAUCCAUCCAUCCUGCCUUGUACGCACACCUAUGCUCAGCCAUCAAGCCUCUAUACAUACUCUAUAUAUCCAGCAUAUACGAGCAUAUAUAUGUGUUUGAUAGAAAUACAUUGAAGUAAAGACGUCAAUUGACAAUUUACUCUCUUUCGCUUACACGACAACAUCAUCUAGAGCGAUCAUAAUGGCAAACGAAAACAGCCCCGAACCAAGCUAUACGCUUUACGUGUACUAUACACGAUACUCGAGCUGGGGAGUCCGCGCACAGCUCAUCCUCGAAUACUUCAACAUCCCCUACAAGGUCCAAUACUUCAACUACACCAUUCCCGCCCUGACUCCUCCCCACGAGCUCACGACUCUCCCCGUUCUCGAUGUGUCCCCAGCUCCCGGCGCCAUCGCCUCCUCGUCAGAGGAAGAAAGUCCUCUCCGUAUCCCCGACUCCCUCGCCAUCGCAGAGUUCCUAGCAGACCAGCACCCCGAGAAAAACCUCUGGCCCGCAGACCCGCAGCUGCGCGCCCUCGCGCGCGUCGCCGCUGCCCAAAUGCAUUCCGGCUUCGCCGCGCUGCGAGACGCCUAUCCCUCGAACUUCGUCUCGCGCUUCACCGGGCCCGGGAUACCCUUCCCCGAAGCCGUGGCGAAAGAUGUGGCGAAGCUCCUCGCGCUGUGGCAUCGCGUGCGCGUGGCCUCCAGUAAACGACUUCGAGAGCUCGGCGAGACUGAUCAGGGGUUUCUUUGUGGCGGGUUUAGCAUUGCUGAUGCUUUCUUUUGGCCUGUGCUUUGGCGUCUGAGGAGCUACAAUGUGCCGCUCGCGGGCAGUACUGAUGAAGCUAGGAAGUGGAUGGCGACUAUGUGGAAUCAUCCUGUCAUGAAGGCACAAGGGAAGGAGUACUUCCGCCAGGCGAGGGAUUCGCAGUCGCACUUUGGAGUGUAUGAUGAUUUGUUCAAGGCGACAUCUGAUGUCACCUCGGGGACCUUUUCUGAGGACUGGGUUUUCGAUGGGGAUAUUGCUUAAUAUCUAAGCUAUCCCCAAGGAGGAAGAACAAAAGUAAAUGUAUCAGAAUGAGUAAGGAUUGGGAGAGUUUCGUAUCGUAUAUUUGAGCUUUUCCUGUGAUCUAAUAACUUUGAAACUGGGCAAAGAAUUGUGGCUUCUAUUAUUCUGGCCACGUUGUGACCCUCCGUUCUGACCCUCUCACUAAGUAUACUAUAAAUAUAUAUUGUGAAUAGACAAUGUUUUCUGAGCACGUUAACGAGGUAGAGCCGCAAUCAAUUCACUGUGCCCAUUCUAC